AAAUUUUGCUGUGAAAACACGUGUUUAUUUUGAGGCUUCUCUUUCACUUCAUACAUGUGUGUAACAUUUUCAAUUAAUUGUUUUGUUUGUUCAUUUAUCUUUUAAUUUCUCCAAAAAUGCCAAAAUUUAAGAGUAAAACACCAAAAGAACGCCAUGAUGGUUUACAAAAACAGAGUAUAACCUUCAAUAAGGACCUAGGACAGCAUAUCCUUAAAAAUCCUCUGGUCAUUGAUAAUAUGGUUGAGAAGGCUGCCUUGAGGCCUACUGAUGUUGUGCUGGAAAUAGGUCCUGGUACUGGUAACAUGACAGUCAAAAUAUUACCACAUGUUAAAAAGCUGGUAGUUUGUGAAAUAGAUAUUAGAUUGGUUGGUGAAUUAGAGAAACGUGUCCAAGGAACACCUUAUCGAUCCAAAUUGAAUAUCUUGAUUGGUGACGCAUUAAAGACAAAAUUUCCUUUUUUUGACGUUUGUCUUGCCAACAUACCUUACCAAAUAUCAUCUCCAUUGGUUUUCAAACUUCUUCAUCAUCGCCCCUUUUUCAGAUGUGCUAUUCUUAUGUUUCAAAAAGAAUUCGCACAAAGGUUGGUUGCUAAACCAGGAGACAAACUUUAUGGUCGUUUAGCAGCUAAUGUUCAACUUUUAGCUCGAGUUGACAUUGUUAUGAAAGUUGGAAAGAAUAACUUCAAGCCUCCACCAAAAGUUGAAUCCAGUGUUGUCAGAAUUGAACCAAUCAGUCCGCAGCCAGAUAUAAACUUGAAAGAAUGGGAUGGAAUGCUGAGACUCGUUUUCUUACGAAAAAACAAAACUAUUGGUGCAAUAUUUCGUCUAAAAGCUGUGAUUGAUUUAAUGGAAAAAAAUUAUCGAGUUUAUUGUAGUUUAAAAAAUAUCAAACUUGACGACAAUUUCAGUUGCAAAGAAAUGGUGGAAAAAGUUUUGGAAGAAAGUGGAUUCCAAGAAUCUCGUGCUAGGUCCAUGGAAAUAGAUCAACUUCUUGUACUUUUGUGCGCUUUCAAUUCUAAAGGCUUCCAUUUCGUUGCCUAAUUCACCUUUGAUUAAAAUUAAAUCAAAAUUUGUACAUAAAAUUUUAUUUAUGCUACUAUAAUUAUAAACGUUUAUUGGUAAAAAAA
This is a messenger RNA of Tetranychus urticae (two-spotted spider mite), 1126 nucleotides long. Its product is annotated as putative dimethyladenosine transferase. Lineage: Eukaryota; Metazoa; Arthropoda; Arachnida; Trombidiformes; Tetranychidae. Gene Ontology annotation, biological process: rRNA methylation. Gene Ontology annotation, molecular function: rRNA (adenine-N6,N6-)-dimethyltransferase activity. The record is from RefSeq and is a predicted model, not a curated record. Gene Ontology annotation, cellular component: nucleolus.